AUUUUGUCUGAACGGCAUCUAUGGCUCCUCUGGUGCUUUCACUUCUCCUUCUAGCCAUGGCUGGACAUUCUAGUGCGUCAUGGUGCGUGUGUAAAACAGGACUGAGUGAUACAGUGCUACAGGGAACCCUAGACUAUGCUUGUGGAAAUGGAGCAGAUUGUAAUCCUACUAAACCAAAACAAUCUUGCUUCAAUCCUGACAAUGUUAGGUCUCAUUGCAACUAUGCAGUCAACAGCUACUUCCAAAAGAAGGGUCAAUCUCCUGGCUCUUGUAAUUUCGAUGGCACUGCCACUCCCACUAACUCCGAUCCCAGUUAUACAGGGUGUACCUUUCCUACUAGUGCCAGUGGCUCUAGCGGCAGCACGACUGUGACACCUGGCACAACCAAUCCGAAAGGCAGCUCAAGCACCACCACACUUCCUGGUAGUGGCACCAACAGUCCUUACUCAGGGAACCCAACCAAUGGAGUUUUUGGGGGCAAUAGCACAGGAGGCACCACUGGGACAGGGAUUAAUCCGGAUUACACGACAGAAAGCAGCGCGUUUGCUCUCAAGAACUCAAGCAAAUUGUUCGUCUGCCUUCUCUUGGUUGCUUCGAGUGGAUUCUGUUCUUUCUUGAUGCUCUAAGGUGGUUAAUGGUCUCUGGUUUUGUGGGUGCACUUAGUUAUUGUCUCAAGGACACUGGUCUAGUUUAGUGGUAAUCUCUGUCUCUGUGUUAUGCCCUUAUGGGUCUAUCUUAUGUUUUUUGUUGUAAGAAGAUUUCAGCUCUUGCAUUUAAUCUUACCUCUUGACUGCUCUGGUAGAUUUGAUGCCAGUGAAAAAUUUUAUAUAUAAAUUAUCUUGUCUCUG
Messenger RNA from Arabidopsis arenosa, 848 nucleotides. Lineage: Eukaryota; Viridiplantae; Streptophyta; Magnoliopsida; Brassicales; Brassicaceae. The record is from the annotation of a GenBank genome assembly.